AUGUGCACCACUGCAGCGUCUGCCGUCUGCAUCAGCAGUGAUGGCGAGGCGCUGACCACGUUGGCAAUCUUCGCGGAGGCUGUGUCUGGAUCGCAUGUGCUCCUGAUCAAGGGGUUCUCCCUGACCAAGGGAAACGGCAACGGCAAGUUCUUCAGAUCCAGCUCAUUCACUGUGGGUGGCCAGCGCUGGUAUAUGAAAUUCUACCCCGAUGGUGAUCGAUCAAAACGUGCCGAUUGGAUAUCGCUCUAUGUGCAGCUCGAUGAUAGCGACGAUGUGGAAGUGAAGGCUCGACUCAAAUUCAGCGUACUUGACGACAUGGGUGGAUCCGUGCCGACGUUUAGUCGGGAAUCCUCCUCUUUGGAUAUCUUCUGCUCCAAACAUGAAUCCUGUGGUUUCACCAAAUUCGUUGCAAGGAAGGACCUGGAGGAAUCGUCUUAUCUGAAAGAUGACUGCCUUAAAGUAAGGUGCGAUCUCACCGUCUCAAAGAACAUCCGAGCAGAGGCCCACCACACAGUUUGUCCUCCGUCCAGCAUGCACCAGCAUUUUGGCUGGCUCCUCUCAGACGCAGUGGGGGCCGACGUCACAUUUGAGGUUGCUGGAGAGGUGUUCGCCGCACACAGGUGUGUGCUGGCUGCAAGGUCAUCGGUUUUCAUGGCCGAGCUCUUUGGCCACAUGAAGGAGAAGACAAUGAAAUGUAUACGGAUCCAAGACGUGGAAGCAAGUGUGUUCAAGGCUAUGCUCCACUUCAUGUACACUGACACCAUGCCUGACAUUGAUAAGGAGGAUGCGUUUGUGAUCACCCAGAAUUUACUUGUAGCAGCUGAUAGAUAUGGUCUAGAGAGACUCAAACUGAUUUGUGAGGACAAGCUCUGCGAGUGCAUGGACACAAGCACUGUGACAGCUACACUGGAGCUCGCUGGGCGCCAUGGUUGCCAUGGGCUCAAGAAGGCAUGUUUUGAGUUUCUGAAGUUGCCUAACCAUCUGAAGACAGUCAUAGCGACUUUGGGCUUUGAUCAUCUAAUGACUACUUGCCCGUCUCUUAUCAAGGAGCUGCUGGCCAAGGUCGCUACCUGUCCAUGA
This is a messenger RNA of Miscanthus lutarioriparius, 1080 nucleotides long. The record is from the annotation of a GenBank genome assembly. Lineage: Eukaryota; Viridiplantae; Streptophyta; Magnoliopsida; Poales; Poaceae.